AUGGUUUUCAUGGAUGGAUCCAUCCCGCAGCUCCAGCUGCGCCUGAGGCCCCUACUCAACUCGGAGCUCGACCUCUCCAGCCCAGAUCUCUUCCAAAAGCCACCUGGAGUCCCUAGGAAACGGGGACCUCCCUGUCUCCCGCACGGCGUCGGGCUGGUCUCCACAAUGUGCGGGAAGCCCAGGGGCGUAGGGAUGAUCACUGGUGGCCAGGAGGCCGUGGAGGGCCAGUGGCCAUGGCUGGCCAGCCUGCAGUACCGGGGCAGUCAUCCCUGUGGAGCUGUGCUCAUUGAUUCCCACUGGGUGUUCUCUACCACCCACUGCUUUCCAAAGAAGUCUCAUGCCCCUGCGGAUUACUGGGUGUUUGGGGGAAGUACGCAGCUCUACCAGGACACCCAAUACGCCAGGAGGGUGACUGUGAGCUGCAUUAUCAUCCAUCCAGACUUUAAGAAGCUCCACCAUUUUGCAACGGUGUUACAACUGCACCAACCUGUGAACUUCAGCUCCUAUAUCAUUCCUGUCUGCCUUCCAACCCCUGGCAUGGAGCUGCCCCUUGGCACAUCUUGUUGGAUAACUGGCUGGGGAACGCUCACCGAGAACAGGUCUAUAGUGGCUUCAGACACCCAGUGCCUCUCACAGGCUCAGUCUCUCGGCCCUUAUUCAUUAACCAUCACUUCUGAUGCUGAGUUAGUACAAGGUCCUCGGCCAGUGGCCAAGUUUAACUGCAUGAUUGAUAGAUUUCCAACUGGUGAUUCUGGAGGCCUUCGGGUCUUUGACUUCUCCAAGAGUUGGGUUCUUCUGGGGUUGGCCAGUUGGGGCCUGGACUGCCAGCGUCCCAUAUCCCUCAGUGUCUUCACCAGUGUUGCCCAUUUCAUCAAGUGGAUCGUCCAGAUCCAGAGACUUGUGCCUCUUCCUGUUUCCUUGUCUGCUCCUCCUGAGGUCCCAUUUCUAUAUGAAUCCUAG
This is a messenger RNA of Sorex fumeus (smoky shrew), 960 nucleotides long. Its product is annotated as putative serine protease 47. The record is from RefSeq and is a predicted model, not a curated record. Gene Ontology annotation, molecular function: serine-type endopeptidase activity. Bases 1 to 960 code for a protein of 319 amino acids. Lineage: Eukaryota; Metazoa; Chordata; Mammalia; Eulipotyphla; Soricidae. Gene Ontology annotation, biological process: proteolysis. The transcript has 6 exons.